Molecule: messenger RNA, 2075 nt
Organism: Brassica napus (rape)
Lineage: Eukaryota; Viridiplantae; Streptophyta; Magnoliopsida; Brassicales; Brassicaceae
Product: precursor of CEP5-like
Exons: 1
Biological process (GO): nitrate import; root development; regulation of root development
Cellular component (GO): extracellular region
Molecular function (GO): hormone activity
Source: RefSeq, a predicted model, not a curated record
UUAGUUUAUUUGCAACAAUUAAGCACGUACAAUCUCUAUAUAAAUGCCCCCAUAGAGCAAGUAUUACUUCACACCACCUCUCAAAUAUUCUUAGAGUCCUUAACACAGAUAUUUAAUAUCUCUCUCUUUUUCUGUUUUCUUUUCCAUCCCCCAUUUUUUUCUCCAGCGGAGUCUUCUAUGGGUCAAAAGAAAACAUUGUUCGUUUGCGUUUUUUUCGUGAUGGUGCUUUUUAAUGGGUUUAAUUGCGUCCAUGGACGAACCCUAAGAAACAUGAAAGUUGAUGAUAAGAUGAAUGUUGGUCAUGAUGAUAGCAAGACGAUGAAGGCUAUGAACAACGAUCUGAUAGUUGAUGAAAAGGCGGUCCAGCUCUCGCAGCCACCUCCUUCGCCAACACCGGAAAGUAAAGAUGCAGAAGAUUUCAGGCCUACAACACCUGGUCAUAGCCCUGGGAUUGGCCAUAGUUUAUCGCACAACUAAACAUUUUCAUGCAAUUGUUAUUCCACAUAUGCAUGUGUAUAUGUGUAUUUGUGAUUUGUAAACGUAUGAUUUACUAUUGUAUUUUAAUCAUGUUCAUGCAGUUCCACUUAUAAUACGUACGUAACGAUGUUCGAUGAAAAAAAUCUUCAAUUUGCUUCUUGGAAUACAAAUGGUUUAGGUUUUCUUUUCCAGUCGAGGUUGAGUACAGAUGAUACCUCAUCAUUCGUAUAUAAGAAUCAUUCGGAAACUACAUAUAUGUAGAUCCUAAAAUAUACAUUAAGUAUUUGAUAGUGAUCGAAAAUUUAAUAUAAGGAAGAAAAGAUGAUGUAGGCAACAAUAUCUUUAGAACACAACGAUAUAAUUAGAUUCCAGUAGGCAAAGAUAGAUUUUAUUGAUGAAUAAGAUUGAAUACAACGAAUGAAAUGAGAUCGAACGUUACAAAUGAGAUCGAACGUUACAAAUGAGAUCGACAAGAGAGAAUACUUAAAGUUAGGUGAAAACAAGAUCGAAGUAUGAGUGUAGCUCUCUCCAGGGUUUUCAACGUAUCUAUCUUCGUAUCCAUCGAUCUCUUCUUAUAGUGGAUCACUCCGCGAUCUCCGUAACCGCUCUCUCGAUCUCCGGGCCCUCUAUCUCUUUGAACAGCUCGUAAUGGGCCUCUUACUCGUUCCGCGUCGCAUGGUCCAGACCGAUGCUGGACCAUUUGGCUUAUGGACCAAAAUUGUGUCCAACAAUAUACACAUUGUUAAAUAUUGGCCACAAUAAUUAAUCAUAAGAACUGGUUAUUAGUUUAAAGUUUUAUAUAAAUAUUUGAAGUUUUAAAACGCAGAUGCAACGUUUAUGACUUUUAAACAUUGCUAAAACUAUCUACUUAAAAAUCUAUAAAAUUUGAUAUAAUAACGAUCGAACUUGUUUUAUUAAUUCCAAAACAUAUAUCUAUAGAAAUAUUGUACAGUUGUAAUUUGAAGUUUGAACUAUUACUAACUACUCCAUCUGUUUCGAUUUAAUUAUCGUUUUAGGUUUUUUCAUACAGAUUAAAAAAAUAUUAAUUUUGUAUCUUUUUAAUAGAAACCAUCAUUACCUAUACAUCUAAUUAUAUUUCAAUCAAUAGAAAAUUUUAAUAUGAGAUUAAGAUUAAUAAAUUUUGCGAACUUUAAAACGACACUUAUUUUGUGACAAAAUUUUUUCUCGAUAAAUAAUUCAGAACGGAGGAAGUAAUAAAUAAAACAAUAGCUAUUGUAUGUAUUUUGUAUGCGUCAGAAAACUUUUAAAAAGCAUAUAUUUUGUCUGCGUCAGAAUACUUUUAAAAGAUACUUAGGCCAUGUUCGUUUACGUGUCGCGCGACCUGCGACUUGCGACUAAACCUGCGAUCUGUGACUAAAACUAUGUUCGUUUACGUGUCGUGCGACCUGCGAUCUGCGACCAGUCGCACGAUCAAAAUUUUCUUAGCUUUCAGUCGCUGUUUUUUCUGGCGACUUGAAUGGGAACCGGCGAGUGGUCGUGCGAUCAGUCGCGCGACAUCAAAACGAACAACAAUCUACGACUUGCGACAUGCGACCAAUCGCAGGUCUCAUUUUACGCGACAGCAAAACAAACAACGA